This is a messenger RNA of Amaranthus tricolor (Joseph's coat), 2836 nucleotides long. RefSeq lists its product as uncharacterized. Lineage: Eukaryota; Viridiplantae; Streptophyta; Magnoliopsida; Caryophyllales; Amaranthaceae. Bases 1566 to 2501 code for a protein of 311 amino acids. The record is from RefSeq and is a predicted model, not a curated record. Gene Ontology annotation, cellular component: membrane. The transcript has 2 exons.
AGCUCAUAUUUCUUCAUCUUGCUUCUUUCCCAAAUCACCAAACCACCAAUAUAUAUCUCAAUCUUUUCAUCAUCAAGCUCCUUAAUUUUUCUUCAAUUACUCAACAUUAUCAUUAAGUUGUGAUCCCAUUCUUAAUGAAUUGAUUUGAGAGGGGGUUGACAAAAAAUUGAUUAAUCCUUAAUCAAGCUACCAAUAGAAAGAAUUUAGAAAUUAAAAGCAUAAAGAAGAGGAGCCAUGGAAAUAGAUAAAUAUUUUGUGAUUAAUGCUUGCUAUUGCUUUGUUUUUCUAAAAUUGAUGAUAGAAAAAGGUUAGAAGAGAAACAAUAUCUUGGUUCUUUGCAAUUGUUAACUUAUGAUUAAUAAUUGUUGAUUUAGUGUAAUUUUAAAGUUUAAUAAUUUUUUAACUAUUCUGUUUAAUAUAUACUUCAUUAUUUUUUUAUUGAGGUAGUCUCACCGUGAGAUAACUUUACUUGGGUUAGUCCAAAAUAUGUUUUAAAAAAUUGUUGUUUGUAUAAAUAGUUAUUCAAUUUUCAUUAUGUUUUUAUGAUUAAUAGACCUUUAGUAUAGAUCCGUCUCAUAAUGAAACAGUAUUAUCCAAGACGAGUUGUUAAUACUUUUAUUAUUUUAUGUAUUUGAAAAAUUUUCAACUUUUAGAGACCUCUAAUCCUUAUUUUCCUGAGAAUAUUUAAAAUGUUAAAAACCGUCUUAAUUAGACUUAAACGCUUCAUAAUGUUGAAUAAUUUGCAGACAUGUGAAUCAUCACUUUUACUUUUCAAAUGUUAAUUUUAAAGAUUUUUUUUUUGUUUUUUUGAUUUGAUGGUUGAUCGGAAAUUGACAAUAGGACAGGGACUCAAAUUAGCAUAAUAACCCAGUAGAUUAAUUAAGAUUUAAGAUUAGCUUGGGACUGUCUAGUGGUGUUGUACAGUGUGGGUGGUGGGGAGUUUGUUAAGCCAAACAGUCUAGCUGUACUACCCAUCUUCUCUUUCCUCCAUUUCCCUUUUUCUCACUCACUUUCUCUCUCCUUUUAUCGUGAAUUGCUGCCUCAAUUACUCUUUUUCUCUCUCUAAAAUCUUCCACAUUGUGUUCAUCUUCUACAAUCUCUACUCAGGCUACGCUACUCCUUCUAAUCAAAUUCUUGGGAAACUAUUUGUCGUCGCCGUAAUUGAUUCCCUUUUAAGACAAUUAUUAUCAAACGAUUUCAAUAUUUCCAUAUUGUCGCCAUUACAUUAAUCACUCAAACCUCAAUUAGGGUUUUACAUUCAGUGAAUAAAAUCUGCUGCUGGGUUUUACUUUUGUUUGCAUUAUUUUGGAGUUACCUGCAUUAUACGGUGUCCUUAUUCCCCACUUUCUUUAGAUUCUUGUCACUCGUCUAUUAUAAUCCUGUAUCGUUAUCUGUUUUAUUGCUUUUGGAAUUUCAGUGUACAGAAUCCUUAUGUUCUUCCGCCAUUUAGGUUUAUCUUUAACCCCAGGUGUUUGACAUGGUUAAUAGGUAUCAUUUGCAGAUUAUAAUAGCAAAUUAUUUGAGCAUCUGACAAAUUGUUGUGAGCUUUUAAUCUUUCUGCAUCAAUGGGGCUUCUACUUCGAAGUCUCAUGGUGCUUUUAUUAUUGUGGUCACCUUGCCUACUGAUUAUUGCGGCACAAAAACCUAUGCAUUCUGCUCGUGUUCUUGAUGCAAUCCUCCAAGAUUAUGCUUACAGGGCAUUUGUUCAUCCGAAAACUGGUGUUGUAUUUGAUGGGACAGUUCCUUCCAAUUUGACAGGGAUUAAGAUUUCAGGUAUGAGGCUGAGGAGUGGUAGCCUGAGGACUCAUGGUGUUCCAUCUUACAAGGAGUUUGAGAUUCCUACAGGUGUUAUUGUUCGGCCGUAUGUGAAGAGGCUUGUUUUGAUUUAUCAGAAUUUGGGUAACUGGUCUAAUCUGUACUACCCUUUGCCUGGGCAUACUUAUUUAUCUCCUAUUCUUGGAUUGCUUGCUUAUGAUGCUGUGAACUUAUCAGCUACCAAUUUAUCUAAUUUGGGUAUCAGGGCAUCGGUAAAUCCCAUUGAAAUUCACUUCUCAAAUGUUAAAUCUGUGCCAGAUGGGUCUGUGCCAAUGUGUGUUUGGUUUGAUCUCAAUGGUAAUGUCAAUUUCAGCAAUGAGUUAUCAAAGCAUACUUGUUCGACUACUCAACAGGGGCAUUUUGCCUUGGUGGUUGAGAGUCCUGCUCCUUCCCCUGCCCCUUCAGCUCCUACUCCAUCCCCAGGCUCUCAUAAGAAAAAGAAAAAGAAAAAUAUGAAGAAGGUCUGGAUAAUUGUAGGAUCAGUGAUGGGUGGAGUCUUGCUGCUGGUAUUAUCGGCAAUUUUGCUGGCAUGGUUGAGAAAAUGCCAGCAGAAGAAAAUGGAGCAUAUGGAGAAGGCUUCCGAGGUUGGUGAAACCCUAAGAAUGACUUCAGUAGGAAGUGCUAAAGCACCGGCAGCUACAGUAACAAGGACACAACCGAUUCUUGAGACUGAAUAUGCUCCUUAAACCCUUCCUUUUGCAAUUGUACAAGCUUUUCCCUCCUUCCAUUUACAUACAUAUAUCCCAAUUUCUGCAGUCACAUUCUUCUGAUUCCACACCUCUUUUUGGUUGGUGUUUCUUCCUCCUAGUCGUUACAUUCUAGAAUUGCUUGUUGGACAGGUUUCUGAUUCCAGUUUGAACAAUACAGAAAGUACUGGUGUAGAUAGCAUUUUGUUUAGAUUGCUAGACUUCCUCAUUAUCUCUUUAUUCGUUUGUGGUGUGCAUUUAAGGCAAAGCUAUUCUGUAUGAGACUCAAUUCGAUGUUUGACCGAUAAGGAAUAAGAUUCUUUGGUAUCAUUUUA